This is a messenger RNA of Cololabis saira (Pacific saury), 3075 nucleotides long. RefSeq names its product zinc finger and BTB domain containing 32 (gene zbtb32). Gene Ontology annotation, molecular function: protein binding; RNA polymerase II cis-regulatory region sequence-specific DNA binding; DNA-binding transcription factor activity, RNA polymerase II-specific. Gene Ontology annotation, biological process: regulation of transcription by RNA polymerase II. The transcript is spliced from 6 exons. Lineage: Eukaryota; Metazoa; Chordata; Actinopteri; Beloniformes; Belonidae. The record is from RefSeq and is a predicted model, not a curated record. Bases 260 to 1768 code for a protein of 502 amino acids.
CCCAACAGACAUGUCGCUCUACUUGCCACUUGACAGUCAUGAUGCAAAGACGCUCAUCGCUCUCCUGCCAGAAUAUUCACUAAACACCCGCACUUUUUUCUGUGACCUACAGUAAAUACAACCUAGCAUUGGGCUGUUGCACACAUCUGUAGCCCACGGAGUGUCUCAAAUUAGACUUCUUGCCUGUGACUUCAGUCCUCUACACGUGAACUGUGAGGAGGCUGAGUGCCGUCAACAAUUAUUUCUAAAAACAGCAGAAAUGAUUCGAAUCAACAACACCCAAUACUUCCACUUCCUGCAGCAGGCGGAUGCCAUGCGACGUUCAGGUUCUCUCUGUGAUGCCAUCAUCUCGGUACAGAGUCAAACUUUCAGAGCUCACCGGCUCGUCCUCGCCUGUGCUAGCAGUACUUUAGCGCAGUGGCUGGCCCGAGGAGGCACGGACAGUCCCGUCCACUGUACUUUAGAGUACUGCUCACCCCACACCUUCCAGCAAGUUCUGGACUUCACAUACACUCAAGCUCUGGAGGUCCGAGUGGAGGAUCUGCAGCUGCUGCUGAGAGCUGCACAGCUGCUGGAGAUGCAGCCGCUGGAGGAUCAGUGUCGCAAACAGCUGGACGUGCUCGGAGCCAGAGAGGAAGGCAAACCUGGAGACACUAAUAAAUUCAAAGAGGGAGAGGAAAGCGGAAAAGAGAAAGACCAAAAGGCAAAAGGAAGUCCAGUUCAUGAAGACAAAGUACCAGAGAGAUCUUCCCCACCUGAGAAAGCAGGUGUUAGCAUUAACAUUGAGCCCUUUUCUCCUGCUGAUCCUCCUAAUAGCCACAGUAAUCCAAAAUCUAUAAAAAAGAAGUCAAGAUUGUCCCCGAUCUCAGCAACAUUAUGCAAUAGAGAAACUGUGAUAACAAAGCCGACCGCCAGCAGUUCAUCUUCACCUUCUCCCUGGAAUUUCCCUGCAAACAUGUGGAACUCUGAAGGGCACCUGAACACAUUGAGGCGCAUAGCAGAAAACUAUUCAAACUUCAUGGCAGCUCAUCCCCUUCAGUCCCCAAACCAGUCCUCUGCAGUGUACCCAUUCUCCCUCUCCAGUCCACAUGUGUUACCCCUACUGAGUUCCCACUUUCAAAAUCCACUUCCUAGCUCUGUAUUGGGCUACUCAAACUUCCAUCCCUGUUUUACACAAAACCUUUACGCUGGAGGCACACGCAUGAUCAGACACAGCCUGCUAAAAAGGAAAAAAUAUAGCGGGAACGAUCAAGCUGGUGACCCAAGUUACUCUGGAGUGUCCAAAGUCAGAAAAGAAAGCAGUGAAGACUGCCAGCGCUGCAGUACGAGACUUCUCGAUGAUCCAGUGCUGCAGGAGUCAGCCUCCACACAGCUCGGUAAAAGCUGUGCAGGAUGUCGGUUUUGUGGAAAAGCAGAAGCUGCCGAGUGUGAAAAGGAGACCAGGGAGGACAGCAGAGAAAAGCCCUACCAGUGCAAACACUGUCCCAAGAAGUUCAGUCUGAAACAUCAGCUGGAUACACACCAUCGCGUUCACACCGGAGAGAAACCAUUUGAGUGCCGUCUCUGUGGUCAGCGUUCACGGGACUACUCAGCCAUGAUCAAGCACCUGCGGACACACGGCGGGGCAGCACCGUACCAGUGCACCGUGUGCCUGGAGUUCUGCAGCAGCCUGGUUGCCAUGCAAAGGCACAUCAAGGGCCACGCGCUGCAGGACUUCCCCCCUGACUGGAGCAUCAACAACACCUACCUGUACAUCUCCCACAUUUGAGCCACGCCUCACAACCCUAACUCUUCCCGGCAUAUGUACGCCUCGUGGGUUAAGAGUAUCACUGCAUACAUAGAGCUCCUAGGACAGAAAGACAACAAAUUUGACUUCUGUUUGAGGGUGUAAAAAAAUCAAUAAGCACAAAACUGGGUUGUCAAGAGUGUUGCAGUAACAUUCAUUCAAACUGAAACCUUUCUGGAUUUGCAUUCACAAUAAUAGGACAGAAAUGCAGACAUAAAAGGUAUUGAAAGUGUUUACCAUGCAUUAAAGCCACAUCAACAUUAUAACCUCAUCUCAUGACGCAGGAAUCCUCCCUCUGACUUUCAAAAUUAUUAGACUGGCUGCGUGAUGCUUGCUAGUUUGACUCAGGUUUACUGCGCCCUCAUGAGGAUAUAUGCUGUAACAAAUAUUUAUUUACGUCCUCUCUUUUUUCUGUUUUUUUUUUUUAUGUAACAAUUCUUAGCAAUGCCUUGCAUGCAUGGCAAAUUAAAACUCAUAGUGCAUCUAGCAAAGAUAAUGUAUUUAUUAAGUGUACUCAUUUUUUUUCAAAAUAAAAGCUCACAAACCAUAUCUAAUAUGAUACACUGAUAUUUUAAUGAAAGUUGAUAUGAAUAUAUCUUUUUCACCCUUUGAAAUUGUGACAUUGCUCUGGUCCCGUUGUCUUAUGCUCAGCAUAAAGAAAGAUGGACAUUUCUUGAGUUAGUCAAGACUGCUUAGAACGUGACACUGCUGGGGAGAGAAGCCAACCCAUGGCAACAAAAAAAGAGCAAUUUCAUCCUUUCCUUGGUGUGUCCUCUGCUUUCAGUCACUUCAAAAGCGUGGCUGUUCAUCCAUCCUUCUUGCCGCUCGCCCCAUUUCAGGGUUGCGGUAAACUCAGAACUUAUUAUGUCUUACAAGUAAUAUUAAUUAGUAUUUAGCAGCUGACAUGCCUCUGGAAGAAAUCCGUACCCUACUUAAAUGACUGAAAUUUUUCAUGCAGUAGUUUGAGUUUGCAAUAUUUAAUAACAGACUUUGCACCCUAGCAGAGGCUUUCAUUAUAACCUUCAGGCCUGAAAGUUUCCACUCAAAUGCAUUUGUGUCUACAGAAAUAUAUUAAUAUGUAGGGGACUGAAAAUCAAUAAAUAAAUGUUCAGGAAUUUGUCAUUCAUAGUCUCUAAGGGGUGAACUUGUCAUGUCUUCAAAAACCAAUGCAUCAAAUAAACAAACAUGUAAACAGCAGCUACAUUGACAGUUCUUGUCAUAAUAAUGAAUUCUUAAAAGGCUGCAGAGAUGCCAAAUGUUAAAAUGUAUGGGGGUCAGGAAGCAUUUCA